AUGACCGGCCAGUGCCUCGUCUCCAUAUUCAGCCUGCUUUUUGGUGACAAGAUGCUGUCCCUGGGCCUUAACACGACCAGCGCUGCCGUCGUCAUGAACACCAUGAUGGCAGUCAUGCAGUUCUCUGGUCUUAUGAUGGGGCCAUUACUGAAGAAAUUCAGCACGCGUCGAGUAGCUUUCAGCGGGGGCUGCCUUAUAGUGGCUGGAGUCCUUCUCACCAGUUUUGCCAACUCUUUCAUCCACAUCAUUAUCACCUACAGCAUCUUCAUAGGUCUGGGCAGUGGGCUAGUCUCGCCCUCUGGCUUCAUUGCAGUCAAAUCGUACUUCGUGAAGGCACGAGGGCGCGCAGUUGGCAUGUCCAUGGCGGGCGGCAACCUGGGUCAGAUGGCGAUGCCGCACCUGGUGCGUUUCCUGCUGGAGAACUACGGCUUCAGCGGCGCCAUGCUCGUUCUAGGAGGUGUGGCCAUGCACGGUCCAAUGGGCAGCCUCCUCUUCCACCCUCUGGAAUGGCACGCCGAGCGCCGACCCGUCGCCAGUGAGCUGAAGCCGCUCAAGGACGAUGGCGCUGCGGCGAAUGAGCAGCCGACCAAGGUUCUAAAGCCGAGGCGCUUCGCGUCUGUGACGUCACUAGCCACCUCUGAGUUGGGCGACAUGAGCGAAGCCAUACCUGUCGAUCACAGCAAGCGUCUGCCGCCCACUAGCGAUGAGGACCCAAGCCCCGUCCAACAGAAGCACCAAUCAGCGUGGCGUCGUGUGAUCGCCUUCAUGGACCUGGACCUGCUACAGAACUGGGUGUACCUGAACGUGAUGUUUGGCACAGCGUGCAUGGUCGCGGCGGCCAUCAACUUCUCGCUGCUGCUGCCCUUGUACCUGCAGCGCCACCUCCACCUCUCCCUGUCCGACACGGCGCUCUGCCUCACCAUGAUAGCCGGCGGCGACUUCGUGGGCAGACUCACCGUGCCUUCCUUCACAGACCGCUUCAAGAUCAAGCCGCGACUCACCUUCUUCGUCGGCGCGAUCGUCACUGGCCUCACCCGCUCAGCGAUAGCCAAGUCUUCUGGCAUGGUGGCGCUGUGCGUGUGGAACGCUGUGUCUGGAUUCUCUCGAGGCGCCGCCGUCGUCAACGUAAACCUGUGUGUCACCGAGGUGUGCCCCGAGCACAAGCUGCCGGCCGCCAUAGGCUUCAAUAUGGUCUCCUGCGGCAUCCUGCUACUCACUAUCGGACCAGCUAUAGGUUACGUCCGUGACGCGACAGGAGACUACCCUCUGUGUAUUCACCUGCUGACUGUGUUGUUGCUCGUCGCCAUGGUAUCUUGGCUCAUAGAGGGCUCGGUGCAUUGGUGCCGCCGAAAGAGAUGA
Molecule: messenger RNA, 1359 nt
Organism: Schistocerca piceifrons (Central American locust)
Lineage: Eukaryota; Metazoa; Arthropoda; Insecta; Orthoptera; Acrididae
Product: monocarboxylate transporter 1-like
Exons: 6
Coding region: 1-1359 (452 amino acids)
Biological process (GO): monocarboxylic acid transport; transmembrane transport
Molecular function (GO): monocarboxylic acid transmembrane transporter activity
Source: RefSeq, a predicted model, not a curated record